This is a messenger RNA of Suillus subalutaceus, 477 nucleotides long. RefSeq lists its product as uncharacterized. NCBI's taxonomy places the organism in Eukaryota, Fungi, Basidiomycota, Agaricomycetes, Boletales, Suillaceae. Bases 1 to 477 code for a protein of 158 amino acids. The record is from RefSeq and is a predicted model, not a curated record. The transcript is spliced from 2 exons.
AUGGCGGCACUUGAUGUGGAUAGUGAUGAGGAGUCAGUGGAUGUACCUGCUCAUGGUGCACCUAAUACUGUUGCAGCUGCAGAACCUGCCUCUGAAUCCAUACCACAUCCCAUUGAGAGUAUCUUGCGGAUGUCUUCCCUUAGUAACAUUGACAAGAAUGGAACUGAUAUAGCUGUGCCAAACAAAGAGGCUGAUCCUGUUGUUCAGGAACUACAGGAUACAGGAGGAGAGGCUAAAUUCCAGGAUGUGUUAUCUGUGCCUGCACAGUUCUCAAUUGCUCCUUCGGGCAGCCUUUCUGUUGCUGCAUUACUGCUUAUCAACCUGCCUACAGUGUUAGAAAACAGCGCUUCAGCCGCUAGAAUUGUCUUUUCCAAACAGUCCCCUUUGCUCCAGUUGCCCACAGACUUUGUUUCACAACCUGUUCCGCCAUUUCAAACAGCCUCGUCCCUUCGCAAUUGUGCUAGAGGUGCAUUUUGA